AUGCUCAAGAGUCACGAAACAAAGACUACAAGCAGUUCAGACUUCAUCAUGCGACCCUAUCUUACAUUUGCAUCUACCCUUCCCACUCGUCUUUCCGAGCUAUCGUUCGGUACAAAUGCUUCGUUCAGAGCAUUACUGGACGCGCUAGCUGCUUCAUGUGAUUUGGUGCUAUUCGAUGUGGUCGUCACUCUGUCAUCUGGCGAUGAGACGAAAGGCUGGUGGGACGAAGGCAUAGACAACUGCAUGAGCGCUGUAGCAGCUAAGGAUGGCAGCAGCUCUAUACUUCGACAGUGUCGAUGGAAGGAGAUGUCUUUGACUGCGUGUCGGCGAGUGCUGGUGCCUUUACUGAGAUAUUCAACUUCAACCACUGUUGAACAAUAUUUCUCGACAAAUUUAAAAGAAAUACUAGCUACAGUACAACUAGGAAGAGUGGUCAGCAACCGGACUAAGUUACUGGAAUAUACCACCGCGUUUAUUCUCUUACAACUUGCUAUUGAAAAGAUACAGUCUAAGGCUUUAGAAUCACCAACCUCUACCCUCUAUUCAGAAAUUAAGCCGCAAAGAACUUGGUAUUUAAUUGUAGAGACCUGCAAAGCUUGCGUUGGCUUAAGAAAGCUCAAGUGCUGUGAUAGCUACGAGGAAGUAUACAGACAAUUCCAAGUAGCAAACUACAAUUGUCUAUGUGCUGCCAUAUGCAAAAAGAAACCCAUGGAGAAUAUAUACAGCCAGAUCUUCGAUCAUGACACGUGGGCCCGUCUUGUUGAUAAAAAUCGUCAAUAUGAUAUUCCGUUACUUAACAAAUGGCAUCAACGGACAAAACGCACUCCGAUCUCAGUGGAAGUUGAAACAGACGAACAUACGAACAUACACACAGGCACUGUGCGAACACGGAUGUUCUUGCGAACGUUGUCCGAGAAUCCAUUACAGUAUGAUUUGAUCGCCGACAAUGUGGAAGAAACUGUAAUUACUCAAGAUCUCACGUUGCGCGAAAACGAGUUAAAUAACCACGAAUGCGCACCAACUUUAACUGCAGUACUAUGUCAUAUGAGCACUUUAGGGUUUAGCCAAUGGAAGGACUUGUUGGCCGCUGCGUUGAGUGGAGAUUUGCACAAAAAUGCCAAAUGGUUGUUGGCCCAA
Messenger RNA from Hyposmocoma kahamanoa, 1137 nucleotides. RefSeq lists its product as uncharacterized. Gene Ontology annotation, cellular component: nucleus. The transcript has 6 exons. Gene Ontology annotation, biological process: double-strand break repair via nonhomologous end joining. The record is from RefSeq and is a predicted model, not a curated record. The annotation marks the transcript as partial. Lineage: Eukaryota; Metazoa; Arthropoda; Insecta; Lepidoptera; Cosmopterigidae.